GUGUACGUCUUCUACCACAGUGGUUUAUUUUACACUGAGCUCCAUACAAGAACUCGGGCUAGAAUUGUCCAUUUUCUUCAAUUGAAUUUUCUUCCAAAACUGUUAUUGAUGGCGCUUUCUACUUCAGUUUGGAAAAUGUAAUGUGAAUCAACAUGUAUUGGAUGCAUUUGAUGCAUUAGUCCACUCUGUUAGGCUUAGGGUAAGCAGUGCAGCAGAAAUCAUUCUGUUCCAAAUGGGAAAAACUAAAAAAGGCUAAACAAGUCUGACAGCUGCUUAAAUGUAAACAACCCAGAUCCAACUCUUGCAAGUUUACUGCUCUUAAGCAGUGUUUGAGUUUUCUCCAGUUGCUGUUAGUAUACUGAGGGUUUUUGUAAGAGGAUCUUACUCUGUGGACUGAUAAACUAACCUUCGGAACCAAAAUCAGUCUCACUGUCACACCCAAGAACCCUCCAACAUCUCUCCCUACCAUGUCUAUUCUGGAUGGAAAGGUUUGUCUGGCCGAGGCGUUUGGGAAGAAUACCGGGAAUAUGAUAGUGACGACUGGCAGCAGACCAACUUCUGUGGAUGUGGAUGUGGAUGUGUCAGAUGCAGUCCUGGCCAGAACAACCAAAGCCUACUACUUUGCUGCCUUUGAGACUGACAUAACGGCAUGCAGUCUCCAAAGUCAAACUGCAAUAAAGGAAAAUACUUCCCAACCACCAGUCACCUCAGCUGAAAAACAAACUGAGUCUCCUCCUGUCAACUGUGAUGACAAUAACACCAACCAGACGGUGGUGGCUCCGGCUCCAGAUCCAAAGAUGAAUUUUAUGUCAGUGUUGGUUACUGGUCUGAGGAUUGUGUUUGCCAAAGCGGUGGCAAUUAACGUGAUAAUGACUGUCAAAGUACUGGUAAUGUGAUGGAGAGUGCCACAUGACUGUCAAUAUGAUUGAUGUCAUCAAUAUGAUUCUGCGGGCUGAUUUGCAUCCUUUCAUUUGCAGUAAAUCAUGUUGGAUGAUCUGUUGGAUGAACGUAUAUUUACAAUAUUUCUUAGCUUUCUUAUCUAUGCAUAGCAUAACUUUUUAGUCAUGAGUCUUUGAGGUAAAUGCCAUUCUUUUUUACAUUUUACUGUAUUCAAGUACUUGCCAAUGCUUUUGUUUCAUAUAACAUAUUUAGGUAAUGACUUAAUUGUAAGAAUAUAUUCAUUGUGUAUCUUUCGUGUGAAUUUAUAAUAAUAAUAAUAAUAAUAAUAAUAAUAAUAAUAAUA
Alosa alosa (allis shad) is the source of this 1243-nucleotide messenger RNA. RefSeq lists its product as uncharacterized. NCBI's taxonomy places the organism in Eukaryota, Metazoa, Chordata, Actinopteri, Clupeiformes, Clupeidae. The transcript has 5 exons. The record is from RefSeq and is a predicted model, not a curated record. Bases 468 to 896 code for a protein of 142 amino acids.